This is a messenger RNA of Purpureocillium lilacinum, 1749 nucleotides long. RefSeq lists its product as uncharacterized. The record is from RefSeq and is a predicted model, not a curated record. NCBI's taxonomy places the organism in Eukaryota, Fungi, Ascomycota, Sordariomycetes, Hypocreales, Ophiocordycipitaceae. Gene Ontology annotation, biological process: transmembrane transport. Gene Ontology annotation, cellular component: membrane. Gene Ontology annotation, molecular function: transmembrane transporter activity.
AUGGCUUCUACCCAGACAAUCGAGCUACAACCCGCUGUGGAGCUCACGGCUGUUUCUCGCUGCGAGCUGCCUCGGCGCCCGGAGACCGUCUCCGCCGGCUCCGGCCGACCGUCCACGGCCCGGUCGCGGGACCCGGACCGGCCCUCCAGCGCCGACAACCAGCCACCGACUCCGAGCACUGGCCGGGUGUUUCGCGCCAUCGAGCCGAUAGUCAUCCCGCCAGUGAGCCAAGGACUUCGUUUCCUCAUUGCGUUGCUCAUCAUCUUUGCAAACUUGAUCCAGUUCACUUCCAACUUCAUCACGAUUAGCGCCGGCCUCUCGUUGAGCAAGCUACUCGGCCGAGAUGUCGGCCCCGGGCAGGCAAACUGGAUGGCGGCGUCGUACUCUCUGACACAGGGCGCGUUCGUGCUCAUUACCGGACGGCUAGGAGCUGUAUACGGGCACCAGAAGUUGACGCUCAUCGGCCUUUUCAUCUUCGCCCUCGGCUCCCUCGUCAAUGGCUUCUGCCGUUCAUAUGAAAGCUUCAUCGCCAUCCGAGCUCUGACCGGAGUCGGUGGAGGCGUUUUCAUGCCCAACGCAGUCACCAUAUUGACGCUCAUGGUUCCUCCUGGUCCGGCCAGGAACGUGCUGCUUGGACUGUUCGCUGCCUCACCGCCCAUCGGCGGCGUCAUCGGAGCGUUGGCCGCUGGACUGUGCGCCAACGCCGGCGGGUUGUGGAGUUACACGGGCCUCUUUGCCGUCAUCGCGGCAACGUCUGCGGCGUGCAUGGCGUUGCUCUGGCUCGUUCUACCGCGGGAAGAGCCGGUUGACAAGCACGGCUCAAUCGAUUACGUCGGAGCCGCGCUGGGACUCGGCAGCCUACUGCUCUACAACAUUGCUUGGAACCAAGCACCAUCCGUUGGCUGGUCGACGCCAUACGAAAUCGCUAUUCUCGUCCUGGCCGUGGCAUGUUUCUGCGCUUUUCUCUACUGGGAGAAGUCGUGGGCCCGGGAUCCGAUCAUGCCACUCGACGUCUUUCGUACGCCGACGUUUCUGGCGCUCAUCUUCGUGGUCCUGCUGAGCUACAUGGCCUUUGGCAUCACGCUGUGGUAUUCCAUCGCGUGGCAGCAGACCCUGCGAAAUAUCUCGGUGAUGCAGACCGGUGUCAACUUUGUUCCCUUUGGGGUCGGGUCGGUCGCAUCGGUCGCCCUCGCCGCGUACAUGCUCCCGCGCGUAGCAGCGCAGUGGAUCAUGGCAAUUGGCGUCGCCGUCGUGCUGGCCAGCAGCCUCUUGCUCGCCACCAUGCCCAUUGACCAAAGCUAUUGGUUCCAGACGUUUCCCGCCAUGGUCCUGUCCAGCUUCUGCCCGGACUUUGUCUAUCUCGCGGCCCAGAUCAUCGCGAGCAACAGCGUCAGUCGCAGGCAUCAGGGCGUGGCGAGCAGCCUUGUCGGUACGCUGAACCUGUACGGCAAUAGCCUCGGGUUGGGCUUCGCGGGCACCAUCGAGACAGAGGUGACGAAGAAGCUUGCUGCGGGCUCGUCUGCGGCAGAGAGCAUCGCGGACACGGUGUCGGGGUAUCGCGCAGCGUUGUACUUUGCUGCCGGCAUAGCCUUUCUUGGCUUGGUGCUGGACUUUGCCUUUGUGCGAGUGCCCAAGAAUGAGCGAGAGGGGUGGGACGAAGAGUUGGAAGAUCACAGUGCGCCCGAGCCCCAGCUGGGGGCCGUACUCGCCGCAGAGGCGACCGCCGUGGACAGGCAGACUCUCGCUUGA